UACAGCACAGCAUGCGGGAGAGGAGCACCACCCCGCCGCCGCCGCCGAGCCCCAGCGCCCGGGCUGCUCCUGCCCUUCUCCGGGCCAGCGUUAGAGGAGGGAGUUUUGGCAGAGUGCUGAGAACUCUCCGGCAGCAGCAGAGGAGCAGACUGCUGAGUGAUGCCCCGGACGGAGAGAGCAGAGAUGGAGAUCUGUGAUCUGGAGCUUCAGCAGAGACAGGGAUCAGCACAGUGGAGCUGCAGGAGGGCUGUGAUCAUCUUCCUCACAAUCACUGGCUUUCUGCAGAUCACCUCCAGCCUAGCACUGCUGCUGCACCUCACCGGCCAUUUACCACAGGCUGACUCAUCCGCAGAGCUCCAGACGCUCCCCGAGGAUCUUCUUACUGAACCAGUCUCAGCUGCAACAUUCAGAGAUGCCAAGGCGAGCACAGAUGUCAAGUCUGAAAGGAAACACAAAAACAUCAUGCCAGCAGCUCACCUGCCAAUCAAACCAGUCAGUGGACAUAUACAGAGGAAAAUCCAUGCCACCAUCAUUCACUGGUACCCUGAGCAAGGCAACCUUCAGCAUUUCGGAUACAACAACGGGCGUGUCCUUGUUCAGAAAUCAGGCCUGUACUACGUCUACGCCAAAACGUGUUUUCGUUACUACGAUCUUCUGGAGAACGGUCACUCCAAUGAAUCACCCACCUCGUCACCGUUUGACAAAGGUGUGCAGCUCAUACAGUAUGUGUUCGUUGAGCGUUUAUCUUACAGCUCCACUUUAAGGACAACACUGCUGAUGAAAAGUGGGAACACGUUUCAGUGGAAGCGAGGCACUUAUCACAUGUGCUGUCAGCAGCAGAGUGGGGUGUUUUCCCUGCAGGCUGGAGAAGGAUUAUAUGUGAGUGUCUCAAACUCUUGGAUGCUUGAUCCAGAAGCUGAAGGCAGCUACUUUGGGGCUUUUAGGGUAAGCAGUGAAGUGUAGCUUGGAGAAUUGUUUGUGGGAUUACUCUUUUUGUACUUGAGAAACUCUGUAUUCUGUGACAAAAUAGAAUUUAUAGAGUUUAAAUAAAGAAUACCACUGAUAAUCAUCUGAAGACCACUAUCCUGAGCCUUUACAGUGCCAAUCUUUGGGCUAAAAACAGCAGUUAAAGUACACCACUGUAAAAAAAAGGAAUUUAAUGUUUUUGCUUCUUGUUACUACUGUUUAGUAAUUGAAUAUGAGUGAUGAGGGCAGAUGCUGUCAUAUACCCACCCAGAGAGAGGACCCUAGCUGCUGAUGGCAAACCAAUGAACCUGUUACUAGGUACCAAAAGCAAAUAUAGUACAGUGGAAUUAGUUCCUAAUUUAAAGGUGCCAAAACUUUGGUACCCUUUACCUUGAUAAUAGUUUAGAUAUUAUAUGCUAUAAAAGACAGUGUAAUGGUAUCUGUAACUGUGUAAUUUACUCAUUGGUGUCCAAACAUAUGCUCAAGGCUAUAUUUAUGUAUACUGUGGCACUUCUGAGCCAGAAAUAGUUUUUUCAUCAGACGUAUACCCGGACUGACAGUUUAUAUGGCAAUUUAUAUUAUUUUACACAUUAUAUUGCAAUUCAACCACUUUCAGUAAAAUGAAUAAAGACUGGAUGUUUCCUGAGAUACUAAUAUCCACUCUGCCGAUGCACGCCCUUUUAAAACAGACCAAUAUAUUUUGGAAAGGUUAUUGUUCUACAGCAGGGGAUUUAUUAGUAUGAGCGCUGGCAAGACUGAGAGGAGUCUGAAGUUGAAAGACUGCAGGAAAAUAAACAUAGCUAAACUCCUGGCGUGGGUACACUCUUUCAGUUUUCAGAUUUAUUGGCUAGAAAUGGUAUUGGUGUGAUUUUAGGCUCAUCUUUACAUAUUUACAUAUAAAUAUGAAUUUACAUACCUCAUCUCCCAAAGGUCAUUUAUGUGUAGCCAAAAUAACAUGUUCACUUCUUUAGUGAAAGUAUAUGCCUCUGUAAAUAUAUUAACAUUUUUUAUUUUGAAAAGUAUCAUUUCUAAAUAUUCACAUAAAUAUUUUACUGUUUUGAUUGUACUGUUUGAUUGUAAUAUGAGUUUUGGAUGAACUGUGGUUUCACUUGAUUAGGUGCUGGUCGCACUGAUUUAGAUAACAUUUAUAAACCUGUGUAUUUGUUUCUUUUUAGUUUUUGUUCACAUUCUUGAAGUCCGUUUUGUAGUGGUCAUGAUUUUUGUUAGUGGAUUUUGUUCUGACAGCGUGUUCAUUUGUUUAUUAGCGAUGAUCUGUUUGUGAAUUUGUAUUAGUGACUUUUAUUUUGGUGUGGUCUGUUUGUAGCGCUGUGGUCUUAUGCUUCUUGUUUUUUUAUUCCAUUUCAUUUCAUAUUAAAAGACUUGAAGAUUCUU
Messenger RNA from Astyanax mexicanus (Mexican tetra), 2358 nucleotides. Its product is annotated as tumor necrosis factor ligand superfamily member 11. Gene Ontology annotation, biological process: immune response. Lineage: Eukaryota; Metazoa; Chordata; Actinopteri; Characiformes; Acestrorhamphidae. The record is from RefSeq and is a predicted model, not a curated record. Gene Ontology annotation, cellular component: membrane. Gene Ontology annotation, molecular function: tumor necrosis factor receptor binding. Bases 160 to 963 code for a protein of 267 amino acids. The transcript is spliced from 5 exons.